This is a messenger RNA of Anopheles arabiensis, 654 nucleotides long. Its product is annotated as neuropeptide-like protein 31. The coding region runs from base 161 to 493 and encodes 110 amino acids. The record is from RefSeq and is a predicted model, not a curated record. The transcript is spliced from 4 exons. Lineage: Eukaryota; Metazoa; Arthropoda; Insecta; Diptera; Culicidae.
AUCCCAGCAACGGGUGCGUAGUCGAGAUCGAGCUACUACUGCGAUCGCAAGUAGAAUCGUCGAACCGUUGUGCGUGUCGGCACCAGUGCCCAUACUUGUACUAAACUCCCUGAACUGAAACAGUGUUAAGUGUGCAAAAGGACAAAGAGAAACGUACAAAAUGCUACGAGCUUCUGUUGUGUUACUCGUUUUGGUUGCGAUUGUGUCCGGCGCGGCCGCCACCUUCGGAUACGGACUGCUGGGUGGAACAGGAUAUAAUGGCGGUUAUGGAGGUUAUGGCGGAUACAAUGGGUAUGGAGGAUACGGAGGAUAUGGAGGUGGAUAUCAGCCGUACGGUUAUGGUUACGGAUAUCCUGGUAAAUAUGGGAGCUAUGGAGGAUACAACGGUGGAUACGGUGGAUACGGCGGUUACGGCGGGUACGGCGGAUACGGUGGAUACGGUGGAUAUGGUGGAUAUGGUGGCUAUGGAGGAAUUCGACCCUAUUUCCGAUAAAGGUUUGAUCACUGUAUCGUUACAUCUUUAAGCGUUCUAGUGUGUUAGGUUCCCUGGUUGCCUACAACAUGUGAUAAAUCGAAUCCCUUUUUUUCGUAGUUUAUUGUACGUCUUUCACUGAGUUAAAAUAAAGUACCGUUUCAAACGAAACGCCACAAUAA